AUGAAAAAAAUUAAAUCUUAUGAUGAAAUUUCUUUUUCUCAAUUUUAAGAAGAAUUUGGGGAAACUUCUUAUGAAAAUCAACCAAUUCUGGUACAUUUAGAUGAUCCAUUGCCAUCUUAAACAGAUAGUUUGGAAUUGGUUUUAUAGAGUGUUCCAAAAAAAUAAAAAAAAGUCGCUAGAAAAAAAAAAUGCGAUUUUCAAACAAAGAAAAGGAAAAGGGUGAACAAAAAAAAAAAUCUAGGUUUCGAAAAACAUACUCCAUUCACUUUUUAAGAAGAUGAAAAAAUCCUCAAUCUUGUAAAAGAGCAUGGUCCAAGAUUUUAAAUCAUUUCUAAGUAUUUUUUAGAUAGAAGUUAAAAUGCCGUAAAAAAUCGGUAUUAUAAGUUUUUACGCUAUAAUUGGAACUUAAUCUUUGGAGAGUAAGCAUUCUUAUUAAUGUCUAGUCAAUAACAGCAUUCUAUUAAUUAAUUUGAAGAGGAAGGAGCAUAAUAAGAAUUGCUAACAAAUUUUUUUGAUAACAUGAAUUUUAAUCCGAAUUUAACAACAAUUGUGUUUAACCGCCUUACUUCAGUUGACUAUCCUUCCUGA
Messenger RNA from Paramecium tetraurelia, 588 nucleotides. RefSeq lists its product as uncharacterized. The transcript has a single exon. Gene Ontology annotation, biological process: regulation of DNA-templated transcription. Gene Ontology annotation, molecular function: DNA-binding transcription factor activity, RNA polymerase II-specific; RNA polymerase II cis-regulatory region sequence-specific DNA binding. Gene Ontology annotation, cellular component: nucleus. The record is from RefSeq and is a predicted model, not a curated record. NCBI's taxonomy places the organism in Eukaryota, Ciliophora, Oligohymenophorea, Peniculida, Parameciidae.